AUGGCCCUCACCACCCUCUCCACCUUCGUGCAGCACUACACGACCACCGACCAGCGCCCGCUCCCGUCCGAGCUGCCGCAAAGCGUCUCGCUGUACGACCCCGCGGCCGCGCUGGCAUGGGCGCAGAACCCGCGCCGCCCGCUGCACUCCGGCCUGCUCAAGCAGCGCGUGGUCGACAUCCACAUCCGUCUCGAGCCGGUGCUCAUCGAGCGUCUCCCCGCCGAGAGCCGCACCGACGAGCUGCGCGAUGCCCUGUGGGCCGCGCACGCCGAGUUUGUCAAGUUCUGGCUCGGCACCGACACGGCCGCGCGCGACUCGUCCGAGCCCCACUACUGGCGCUGCUUCAACUUUGCCGUCCUGGCCGGAUACCACCACUACCGCCACCACUUUGUCGUGCGCGCCUUUGCGCCCAGCGGGAGUGACGCGGGGAUCCGCGAGCCCCUCGCGCGCGACGAGUUUGUGGACGUGUACCAGCGUGUCCUGGCCCGCGGCGUGUUCAUGUACGACAUGGAGUAG
Molecule: messenger RNA, 516 nt
Organism: Vanrija pseudolonga
Lineage: Eukaryota; Fungi; Basidiomycota; Tremellomycetes; Trichosporonales; Trichosporonaceae
Exons: 1
Coding region: 1-516 (171 amino acids)
Source: RefSeq, a predicted model, not a curated record